Molecule: messenger RNA, 1281 nt
Organism: Spinacia oleracea (spinach)
Lineage: Eukaryota; Viridiplantae; Streptophyta; Magnoliopsida; Caryophyllales; Amaranthaceae
Exons: 3
Coding region: 1-1281 (426 amino acids)
Source: RefSeq, a predicted model, not a curated record
AUGGGUGAUCUGUAUAAGCUCAUAGCGAAUAUGCAGAAGACCUCUGAGAUCGCUCAAAAGAAUCACGAUGAGAGCAUAAAGGAGUUGAAGAAUCAAAAUAGAAUGUUGGAAAACCAAGUUGCUCAACUCGCUGAUACUUUGUCAAAAAGGCAACCGGGCAAACUUCCAGGGCAAUCUACUUCUUCUCAAGAUCACACUAGAGAGAGUGCUUGUGCUAUUUUUCUUCGGAGUGGUACUACAUAUGAUGCCCCCUCGGUGUCUACACCUACUGAUUUUGAGGAUCUCGAAAAGGGGAGAGAGGAGGCUAGAAGAAAGAAGGAAGAAGUCAAGGAGAAGGUUAUUGAUGAUUCUCACCCUUUUGUUCCUCGAUUGCCAUUUCCUCAUCGACAAAAUAAGUCAAAGGGUGAUCAUCAGUCUAGUGAAGAGGCGUAUGUUGAAAGAAAGAUUGUGGAUGUAGAGGUCGAAACCCCGGGUGUUGAGGAUGAAAUAGAGGAGAAGGAGAGCGACAAGGAGAAGGUUACUGAUUCUCCCCCUUUUGCACCCACACUACCAUUUCCUCACCGAAUGCAGAAAACAAAGGUUGAUCAGCAAUUCGGUAAGUUCUUGGCUAUGGCCAAGAAUCUUGAGGUAACGAUUCCUUUCACUGAUUUAAUAUCUCAGAUUCCUAUGUAUGCAAAAUAUUUAAAGGAAUUAAUCACUAAGAAAAGGGAUCUUGGUGGUGUAGAGAGAGUGGCUAUAACUGAGGAGUGUGCUAGUGUGUCUGUCAUUCGCUUCUCUAUUUAUAAAAAUUUGAACAUGGGAGAAUUAAAAUGUACCACCAUUACUCUUCAAAUGGCCGACCAUUCUAUUAAAUACCCCUUAGGUGUUUUAGAAGACGUCCCCGUGAGAGUAGGUAAAUUCUAUAUUCCUGUAGACUUUGUUGUGCUUGACAUAGUAGAGGACACCCAGAUUCCAAUAAUCUUAGGAAGACCAUUCCUUCAUAAUGCGGGGGCAGUUAUUGAUGUUAAGAAAGGGAAGCUAACCUUGACUGUAGGGGAUGACAAGGUGGCCUUUAACCUGUCUCAUGUGAUGAAAAGUCCAAUGCAAGAAGUGUCUUGUUCUUUGAAUACCUCUUUUGCUAAGUUGCCUCAUUCCAGUUCUAGAAAUCUUUCAAAUAAUGCACUUGGCUUGAAAGGGUUUGCAGGUGAUGAUGAUCUUGGAGAUGCAGUUGAUGCUAGUCCAAAAGUUGGAACAAGAGGUUCGAUACUCAAUGGCACCGGGUUUGGUGCCCCUGAUCGGUGA